AUGGGCGCCUAUCUCUAUGGGCGCAUAUCUCUAUGGGCGCCUAUCUCUACGGGCGCCUAUCUCUAUGUGCGCCUAUCUCUAGGGGCGCCUAUCUCUAGUGGCGCCUAUCACUAUGGGCGCCUACCUCUAGAGGCGCCUAUCUCUAUGGGCGCCUAUCUCUAUGGGCGCCUAUCUCUAUGGGCGCCUAUCUCUAUGGCGGCGCCUAUCUCUAUGGGCGCCUAUCUCUAUGGGCGCCUAUCUCUAUGGGCGCCUAUCUCUAGGGGCGCCUAUCUCUAUGGGCGCCUAUCUCUAUGGGCGCCUAUCUCUAGGGGCGCCUAUCUCUAUGGGCGCCUAUCUCUAUGGGCGCCUAUCUCUUUGGGCGCCUAUCUCUAUGGGCGCCUAUCUCUAGGGGCGCCUAUCUCUAGUGGCGCCUAUCUCUAUGGGCACCUAUCUCUAGGGGCGCCUAUCUCUAUGGGCGCCUUUCUCUAUGGGCGCCUAUCUCUAUGGGCGCCUAUCUCUAUGGGCGCCUAUCUUUAG
This is a messenger RNA of Closterium sp. NIES-65, 516 nucleotides long. NCBI's taxonomy places the organism in Eukaryota, Viridiplantae, Streptophyta, Zygnematophyceae, Desmidiales, Closteriaceae. The record is from the annotation of a GenBank genome assembly.